Molecule: messenger RNA, 879 nt
Organism: Onychomys torridus (southern grasshopper mouse)
Lineage: Eukaryota; Metazoa; Chordata; Mammalia; Rodentia; Cricetidae
Product: ATP-binding cassette sub-family G member 3-like
Exons: 4
Coding region: 202-681 (159 amino acids)
Source: RefSeq, a predicted model, not a curated record
GUCCCCAAAUUUGGUUCCUAGCAUCCAGAAGAUUGGGUAGCAGUUGGAGACCAAGAGAAGUUGGGUGGCUAUGAAGCUGUUAAUAGUCAUAUUGAUUAUUAAAGUAUUAUUUAAAAUAUGUAUAAUUCUAUUAAGUAGAUGAACUGACACCACUUUUUUUCUUUCUAAGGAGUAAACACAGAUGUGAAGAGUAUCUUCACUAUGUAUUUUACCAUCAUGAUGUUGGCUUAUUCUGCCAGUUCCGUGGCACUGUUUAUAGGGGCAGGGGAGAAAACAGCAGCUAUAUCCACAGUACUUGUGGUCAUCUACUUUAUGCUCAUGCUGUUUAUCUCAGGUCUAUCACUAUUUUACACGAACUUCUUGCAGAACAUCUCAUGGAUGCAGUACGUCAGCAUUCCUCAUUAUGGAUUUACAGCUUUGCAGCACAGUGAGUUCCUGGGACAAAGCUUCUGUACAGAACAUAACACAGCAGAAGUCAGUAGAUGUCAUAGCUAUGUAAUAUGUACUGGUGAAGAAUUCUUGAUAAUCCAGGGCAUUGAUCUCUCAUCAUGGGGAUUCUGGAAGAAUCACGCGGCCUUAUCUUGUAUAAUGAUUAUCUUCUUAUCACUUACCUAUGUGCAAUUAUUAUCUCUUAAGAAAAAGAGACAUUUUGAAAUCUCUCUUCCACUUUCUUUGAACUAAUCUGAUAUUUAAAAAAGUCAAAACUUUUCUGGUGGCCAUGUCAGUGGAGCAUCAGGGAGCACCUGAGUUCAGGAGUUUGGCCCACCAGGAUAUAAGGCACUGAUGGGUGAAUUUUGGAUAGAAAAGAACUUGGGCUCCAGCAUGAAUCUUGCUACUGCUGUGCCUUUGCAUCUGACUCUGGUAUCUGGCAUGGUGUGA